Molecule: messenger RNA, 6838 nt
Organism: Sphaeramia orbicularis (orbiculate cardinalfish)
Lineage: Eukaryota; Metazoa; Chordata; Actinopteri; Kurtiformes; Apogonidae
Gene: inpp5jb
Product: inositol polyphosphate-5-phosphatase Jb
Exons: 13
Coding region: 617-2737 (706 amino acids)
Biological process (GO): phosphatidylinositol dephosphorylation; negative regulation of peptidyl-serine phosphorylation
Cellular component (GO): cytoplasm; plasma membrane; ruffle
Molecular function (GO): phosphatidylinositol-4,5-bisphosphate 5-phosphatase activity; phosphatidylinositol-3,4,5-trisphosphate 5-phosphatase activity
Source: RefSeq, a predicted model, not a curated record
UGUUGUUAUGGAAACCACAGUCGACUGGAUGUACGAGACUGUAAUAACUGUCCGCUAAGCUAACCAACACCCGCCAUGUUUGAACAGGUAAUUUCCACCAUAUUUCCGGUCUAUGUACCGCAGAUCUGUGGGCUCCGGAGUCGGACUUAAGUGUAAUCAUCAGCCGAACAUCGUCGGUCGUCGGGCAGGCAGCGGCUGCUCGUUUACGGAAGCGCCGUCGUACUGUCCCGGACGUCUUCUUCCAUUUGAAGGGCACAGGGGAGGUACAGGACGCCGCUGCUGCCUGUGUCUUUAAACGCAGAGGGAGACUUUCCGUGUUUCUGAGAUGUAGCCUGGCAAAUCUGUCGGCAGCGUCGCUCCGAGCCCACCUGAUCCGGGUCUGUCUGUCAUCCACCCGCUGAGGAAGGAGCAGGGAUGCCGAUGGUCUUAUCCGCGAGGCGCCUUCAACAGAAAGUUCUGCCUUUUAUCAAAGUGAAAGGCUCUGUGCUGUAAAUUUACAUCCUCCACCGAGACUCAAAGCUGACCCACCAUUCCAUCUGUAGACACGGUUUGACUAAAGAUUCCACAGCUGUUCAAACACCCACGGCAGAACAACCAACAACAGAAAUUUCAAGAAAUGGAUCAAGAUAAUCAGAGCCAAAUCCAGAAACAACUGGACGAAUCAAGUGGAACAGGCGAAGGUUUAACAACUACAGCAGAUGUAGCAGCUCCAACUACAGACCCCAGUGGUGACCAGACUGGCCCUGGUCCUGGCCCUGGCCCUGGCCCUGUUCCUGGUCCUGGUCCAGCACGACCUCGACGGCCCCAGAGGAGUGCUAGAGUGGAGGGCUCUGUCGAUAUCUCUGAGCCCAAACCUGAACCCACACCAGCAUCCAGUGAGGUGGAGUGCACUCCUGACGGUAAUGUUACAAGUCAUGCUAAACCUCCACGCCCUGCACCAGUCAAACCCACCACAGAGCACACUGGGCCCAGUGUCAAGGCCGGUCCUAAAGGUCCAGGUCACCACCCUGUCCGGGCUGCCUCAGUCCCCCACCCACCUGCAAGCAGGCCCAUACCAUCACAUAUGAACCCCCAUGCACAGAGGGCUCUCUCUGUCGCAGGUACCGCUGACACACAGGCUCAGAUUAUAGAAGACUUCAGGGUGCACAUCAUCACUUGGAAUGUUGGUUCAGCCACGCCACCUGAUGACAUCACUGCCUUGCUGGGGCUGAAUGUGGGUGAUGGAAAUACAGACAUGUACAUCAUUGGGCUCCAGGAAGUGAACUCUAUGAUUAACAAAAGGCUGAAAGAUGUCCUCUUCACAGACCAGUGGAGCGAGGUCUGCAUGGAAAGACUCAGCCCCUUUGGUUAUGUGCUGGUUACCUCUCAGAGGAUGCAGGGGUUGUUGCUACUAGUCUUUGCCAAGUACUUCCAUCUGCCUUUCCUCCGUGGAGUCCAGACUGAGACCACCCGCACUGGCCUAGGGGGAUACUGGGGGAAUAAAGGUGGAGUGAGUGCCCGCAUGUCAGUGUUUGGUCACACCAUCUGCUUCCUCAACUGCCACCUGCCGGCUCAUAUGGAAAACUCUGAUCAGCGCAUGGAGGACUUUGAAAGCAUCUUGCAGCAGCAGCAGUUUGAGGGCCAGGCUGCCACAGGGGUUCUUGAUCAUGAUGUGGUGUUUUGGUUUGGGGAUCUCAACUUCCGCAUUGAUGACCUUGAAAUGCAAGUGGUAAAAUCUGCCAUCGAUAAUAACAAGCUUUCCACGUUGUGGGAAAAAGAUCAGCUUAAUAUGGCCAAAGACAGUGAAACAGUGUUGGAGGGAUUUCAAGAGGGCCCGCUGAAAUUCCCUCCUACCUACAAAUUUGACGUUGGGACAGAUACAUAUGACACAAGUGGGAAGAAGCGUAAACCAGCUUGGACUGACCGAAUCUUGUGGCGUUUGAGGGCCACUGCACCUGCCAGCACAGGGAAACGUGGCUCCAUCUCUGGGCUCACCAGUGGGACCAAAGUUACACAGCAUUUCUACCGAAGUCACAUGGAAUAUACUGUCAGUGAUCAUAAACCAGUCUCCUCCAUCUUUACUCUGCAGUUUCCUUAUAAGGUGGAUGUCCCCCUGGUCACCCUAAUAGUGGAGGAUGAGUGGAAUAGCGUUGCUGAUGCCAUAGCAAAAUUCAGGCUGGUACCCAACUAUUCUCGCAGCUCUUGGGACUGGAUUGGGCUGUACAAGGUUGGUUUCAAACACCACAAGGACUAUGUGGGAUAUGUGUGGGCCAAGCAAGAGGAGGCUGAUUAUCACAGACAAGAACAUCAGGUAACCUUUACUGAGGAGGAAUUGCCCAAAGGCUCGGGGGACUUUAUCUUGGGUUACUAUAGCAACAACAUGAGCACCAUUGUGGGUGUGACAGAACCAUUUCAGAUCCAGCUUCCCACAACAGAUCUUGGAAUGAGUUCCUCAGACAGCUCUGACUUCAGUUCUGAAGAUGAUAGCACUGUUGUCCACAUGAAGAUGAGGUCCCGCUCUCCCAGUCCACAUAAGGGCAAGCACCGCAGCCACCGCAGCCGCAGCCACAGCCGCAGUCACAGCCGCUCCAGCAGCCCCAAGCAGACCAAAACAAAGGAGCAAGAUGUCACCGAUGGGUCUCAGUCCAGCACGGUGACAACAGAGGGAGAGUCCACAGGACACCCAGCAGAUGGCAGCAGCAGCCAGGCAUUUCAUUCAGAGGAAGACGACAAAGACACAGCAGGUUCAGGGGUGUGAUGGACAACCAGGUCCUGCUGUAGUCACUGGUGACAUACCCAACUGUUGUGUCUUUUAUUUGAUACAUUCACUGUACUGUAUGUUUUCUUUAAUGAAAAUGUACAGUUUCUAUUGCCAUCCUUUUCAGGAGCAGCCAUCUGGUUUAUCCAGAGGGCUUACUUUGCCUUGAGUUAUUUUUAUUAAGCUGUGCACAUUUUAUGUUAUUUAUUUGUACACCUUUCACUCUGUCCUGCGUUUCCUUUAUCUUUCUCCGUUCUCAGGUGUGGACAGUACAGGUAGCUAUCACUUUGCAUUUGGAAAUACUCAAGGAUUUAUAAUCAUUUCGAGAUCCCUGUUAAACAGUGGUUACUUAAUACUUCAGAGUCCAUCUUCCCCAUAUCCACCCCUGUGAAGCUCUGCAUUGACUAAUAAGCAGUUUGUGUCUGCAGACUGCAUACAAAACACAAAAUGUUUUUUAAAUGAGGUGUAUUCUGACACAAUCAGUUCUGACAAAUAGAAUCAAAUCAUUGUUUGUUUAAAAUUUGUGGAAUGUGAAACAAACAGUUGCAUUUUAUUAGAAAACAUGCUAUGAAAACAUCAACUUUAUCAAAAAUUUACACCUCAGACUCAGCAACAUGAUACUUAACAUGCAGGGAGCAUUUCAGAUGACACACCAAUGGGCCUAAAGUCCCUUUACGGUUUAUAAAACAGAGCAGAACCAAAGUAGGUGGGAUUUAUGGGUCUCGGCCAUUAGCCCUGGCAGCAGCAAAGCACAUGUCAGCAUAGAGUGAAUAUGAGCGUAAAGGCCUUUAAAUAGACCGCCAAAUCAGUGCAGUAGGACGUGGGGUGUGUGGGAGGCUAACUGUCAGCUGACACAGCAUGGCUGUCUUGCCAGAACUGCUUGAUUAAUUAUUGGUUUCAUGGGUCCUAAAGGUGCUGAGCCUGUGACAGUAGUAACCACUACAGUAAUGGGACCCAGGAGAAACACUUUUGAUUUGAUGCUCAGACCCUUAUGUGGAUCAUAACUAAGUUUACCCAGAACAGAAAAAAUAGAUUUUAGUUGUUGUAAUUCUGUUUUCAAAUUUUAGAAGUACCAAGUAGAUUUAUUGCAUGUUUUCAACACAAAGGCUGAUUAUCUGUCUGGAUGUAGAGCAACUGCAAAGCUUUGGAUUAAUCCUUUCAUAUGAUCCAAAGCUGACAUACUCCACUCCUGUAAAAUAUCACAAUGCAGAUAUUUUACUUGAUGAAUGAUUUCAUCAAUUGAUGAGUAAUUUCAAACCAAUUUUACUUUUUCUUUUUGCAGUUUUUUUUUUUUUUUAUUGCAUUGUCUCUCACUCAGAUCCUCCCUAAGUGAUCCUGGUGAUUAGCUGACAGUGUGCUUCACUGUAGUUGUGUUGCACUUUGUACAUUUGGGCUGUUAGCUUAGGACAGUGUAAACUGUUGUAGCUGUAACCACAGUGUGUGUGUCUGUGAACUGUUUUUGUGUGUAUGUGUUUUUAUGAACAUGUGCGUGUGUUUGGGAUGACAGAGCUAGCCCAGGGAUGAAUGGGGUGUGUCUGUUUGCAUGGUUUGAGGCUGGACAUACUGUACAUUCCGGUACUGUGACUUUUGUGCCGUAAAGUGCUGUUUUUGACUCCUCUUUGUUAAAUCUGUGGCUGUGAAAAUUGUUAGAAAACAUGGUAAGGACAACAUAAAAGUCUAACUUUGAUGUAAAUGUUAGGUGAAGAAAAUGCAGGAUAGUUAUGCUUGCAUAAACAGUAUCUGAAAUUAUUUGAAUCAUUUCAUCGUGCAUUUAUGUAUUUUCUUGAUUUGAAAAGGAAACUCUACUGGACCUGUUUAGAGUAAUAACUUUGUGCUACUGUACUUUAGAUAAUUUAGGUAAGUGUAAUCAGUACUGCAGUCAUGAUCAGAGACUAUCUAUUAUGAGAUGUUAAAAAAAUGCUCUGUCUACAGAAUAUUAUUGUUUUGUAAUUAUGUGGCUAAAGUAGAAUAUGUAUGUAAAGGGCAUAUAUGAAGUAUGGUAUAAAACACAAAAUAAGAGACAAUCUAUGCCACAAAGAUUAUUUUACUUAAAUUAUGUAUUUAUUUUCUUAUUUCAUUGUUAAAUGAACCUGAAUUCUGCUGGCCAGUGAGGGAGAUUUAUUUCAAUAGAAAUGUCAAAAUGAUGAUAUUGAACAUUAUUUUUUCUUUUUUGUUUGAGACUAUGGAAACAGGCUCUGAUUUAUCCUGUAUGAAUUUUAAGUAAAGUCAUACCAAAUGUUUAUUUUAUUGUUAAAAGUGCAGAUUGUUUAGUCUACAAAACGUGUGUACGGUUGUAACUGAAAUUGACUCAAAGGGAAAAAAUACAGCAAAUCUGUGGGGUGUUUGACUUUAUUUCUGCAUACGUGUAUGAUUUAUCUAUGUGACAGUAUCUGAGCAGUAUGUUAUUGAAGUUUCAGGUAUUCCUUAUUUUGUUCUACAAUCCAAAGCUAGUGCAGCUCCAUCCAGAGAAACAAUCUACUCCCCUUCAGAUCAAACUGUCUAUAAAGGUAAAUAUUUUUUUUUGUUUAGGUGUGCAUGUGUGGGAGAGAGCUAAUAGAAAAUAUUUGUGUUGGGUUAUGUGAGUUUUGAAUGUCAUUUUAUAAUAAGUAAAUAAAGGCAGAUGGCUUGAAAAUUAAUGUAAUUUCCUGAUAGAUUAUAGUCUUGGCUCCAUAAACAUUUAUACAAAUGUAGGAAAAAUAAUCCAUUAGUCACUGUAAAGGUCAUUAAUGCAACAAACAGUAAAGUUAAUUGAAUAUUUUAAUUAUGUAAGAGAACUGUUGUUGGCAUCAGUAAUAUUAGAGUGGGCCUAUAAAUCUGUGGACAGUAGUUAUGUCUUUAAAGGAAGAAGCUUUAUUUGAGACAUCCUGAAUAAAUGUUAGAAUGUAAAAGCAUCACAUCCUGCAGAAGGCAACAGCAGGUGCAUCUUGCAUCAUGCUUCUGCCCUCUGAAAAGAAAGUGUCCACCCUGCAAAUUCAUGGUGACAAAUGACUGUACUGCUCUGAUGCAACACCGGUCAGGGAUUGGGCUACUUGUUUUAGUGACACCAAGCUCCCGAAGCUCAAGCAAACAAUUAAUACUGAAGCAAAUUGUACAGGCUGACAGUAUAAAGGAGACUAUGAUGCCAAUGAUUUGAACAUUUUUAGCUGCAUUUUUCAGCCAUGUUGAUGUUUUGACUUUUUGGUAUUCCAGGCAUUGUGUCUCUGUGCUGAAGGAAACCUUUGCUCUUCAACCUCUGGUCUGAUCUCUACGUGCAAAGAUAGAUUUAUUAGCACAUGUAAUAUCACUGCUACUUAUUCUUUAUCUGAAAUGAAGAUAGUAAAAUUACCUAACAGGAACUGAUAGAAUAAUCUGACCUUGUGGAUUGUAAUGGUUUUAGUGAAUAGUGCACAGUCAACUUGCUCUAUAUCCACAGUGAUGGUCAGAUAAAUCUAUAAAUGUUGGCAAAGAUCCCAAACAUACGAACCCAAACAAUGUACUCAUCUUCACUUCAGAGCUCUGUAAACACUUUAUUUAUAUGCUGCUUAUACAAUGGAAAUAAAGGUAAAUUGGGUGUUGUCCCCACAAAUGCAUCUGCAGCAUAUAAAGGUACAUGUUCCCAAUCAUAGGUUUUGACUAUAUAACACAGCAGGCCCUGAGGAGUUGGGAGCUGCCUCUAUAGCUCCACAGGAGGUUUUGCAGUGACAUAUAACCAAGUUAUACUGACAGAUACAAUCCACAGCCUCUGUUCUUUUCCUCACUGCUCAGUUUUUACUGUUGUUGUAAAUAUAUUUUUAGGUUUAUCUGGUUGCUACUCCAUGAAGCAAAUGUUCUGGUGUGCUUUUUAUGGCUAAGAUUAAUGCAACUGAUCAGAUUAAUUAUACUGAUAUUGGUUUUUGCGCAACCUUAAUAAUGGUUUCUGGGAAACAUUUAUUUGCUUUUUGGUGUCUGGUACUCUUUGAUACAGUACAUCUCAUGGCAGGCAGGCUUCAAUGAUGUGCAUGUAGUCACAUUUAAUUUGAGCGAUGAAUAAGCAAAAUGUUCUGAGCCUAAAGUAAACUUUUACUGUGGAUCUUGGUGGGGCUUGGUUGAGAAUGAGCAUUAAAACUGAUCAGAAUAUCCUCA